Molecule: messenger RNA, 608 nt
Organism: Aegilops tauschii subsp. strangulata
Lineage: Eukaryota; Viridiplantae; Streptophyta; Magnoliopsida; Poales; Poaceae
Source: RefSeq, a predicted model, not a curated record
AUAGCAUCGGUACUAGUCCAGUAGUCCCACGAGUUGAUCAGCCAUAACCAAGAAGGAGGAGGAGGAGGAGGAGAUCAAUGGAGGUGCACUGCAGCAGCAACAUGGAGGAGAACAAGCAGCAUAGCUGGAAAAAGAUGUCAACUGCAAAGCAGUACAAGGACGGCCGGCCGCCGGGCAAAGAGACGCCGGAGAAAGGAGGAAGCCAGGGGCGGAGGAGAGAACUGAGGCGGUCGGCCUCGUUGCCGGUGCGGGUGGCGAGCGCGGCGAGGGAGCAGCGGGCGAGGCUCUACAUCAUGCGUCGCUGCGUCUCCAUCCUCGUCUCCUCCUGCUGGAAGAACUACCCAUAAAUUAUCUUCUGUUUCUGGGCCUGGCCUCGUAGUCUGUAGUACUUCUGUCUCUUUUUUCUGGACUUUCCUUUGCCACUACAUAUGGCCCUGGUGACUUCAAAGAGAUGGGCCUAGAUCUUACCACUUGUAAUUCGGCCAUCCAGAAAGUCAGCCCUUUCUAGGGCUGCCUCGUUCCUUUUUUUAUUUAUUGGGAAAAGUGUAUAGAAGCGCAAAGAGGAAAUUCAAUGUAAAACGACCGCUGGCCUCGCUCCAUUGUUGUUA